Doryrhamphus excisus (bluestripe pipefish) is the source of this 972-nucleotide messenger RNA. RefSeq names its product ganglioside GM2 activator (gene gm2a). Gene Ontology annotation, molecular function: enzyme activator activity; lipid carrier activity. Gene Ontology annotation, biological process: ganglioside catabolic process; lipid transport. Gene Ontology annotation, cellular component: cytoplasmic side of plasma membrane. Lineage: Eukaryota; Metazoa; Chordata; Actinopteri; Syngnathiformes; Syngnathidae. The record is from RefSeq and is a predicted model, not a curated record.
AAGCGGAAGUAGCAAAAAAAAAGCGGCGACGAACGGCUCAGGCUGGUGUAGUUCGUCUUCUCACGCUUUUAAAGUUAUUUUUUCCCCCCGACAUGGAUGCUAAUGUACUUUUUGCUGUCACUCUCAGUCUGAUGGUGGCUUUUGUUUUCAAUCCAGCCACCGGAAGUCAGCUGAUCUGGAGGAGAAUCAACAAAGUAAAGUUGGGCUUCGACUGGAAGAACUGCGGGAAGCCGGAUGCCGCCGCCGUGAUGAAGACCCUCAACUUGUCACCUGAUCCCAUCAACAUCCCCGGCUCGCUGACGGCGUCCGCCUCGGGGUCGACGUCCGUGGAGCUCGGCGCUCCUCUCAGCGUCAACGUGACAUUAGAGAAGGAGGUCGGAGGAUUUUGGGUAAAAGUUCCGUGUUUGGAGGAGGUGGGAAGCUGCCAUUAUCGGGACGUGUGUGACGUUUUGAACCAACUGAUCCCCCCCGGACAUGACUGUCCGGAACCUCUGCACACGUACGGGCUGCCCUGCCGAUGCCCCUUCCACGCUGGUUCGUACUCGCUGCCCGAGUCGGAUUUCUUCCUGCCCUACAUGGACCUUCCUUCCUGGCUCACUAAUGGAAACUAUCGUCUUCAGGGGGUUCUGGGCGGAGGCGGUAAUGAGCUGGGUUGCCUCAAGGUGGCGCUGUCAAUCAGCUCGGACUAAAGCGGGGUCAUUACUGCCACAGCACCUCGUGUUUUACAGAUAAUAACUUUGAUUUAUUGUCAUUAUUAUUAUUAUUUGUACAACAAUGAUAUUGGUUUAUUCAUUUUGGAUCAACUUUAUUUAGUUGAACAUUUUAUAGUGUUGGUUAUUGCUGCACUUUGUACAAUUUCUAACACACGUCAUUGCCAGAAUGUUGAUUUUAUGUGUGAUGAAAUAUUGAAUCAGGAUGUUUUUUUUUUAUUUAAAUACGUUUUUUUUACAUUAAUAAAAGUUAUCUACACUA